ACAUGUGAAUGUCCCUGGUCGAUCCAAAAGCAAGAUUCUGCUACCCUCUGCAAGCACCCAACCUCGGAUCAACGAAAUCAAAAACGUUGACAGCAUUACGUCCACCUUUCAUUUAACUGCCGAUCGAGUAGCGAAAAAUGAUCCAACGUCCUUUAUAUGGACUGAAGGAAUGACACUAAUAGUGCCAAGACCGGAAGAAGAAAAUCGUUUAUUCGCUUUCAUCGGUCCAUUUCAACCUAUGGUUUGGUUGCUGAUUUUCAUCAGCCUUUUCCCUGUCAUUGGUGCGAUGACUUUUUUUACGUGGCUCUACCAACAUCUUCAUUGGACUAACGAUGCCACCAGGGGCAACAAUUCCAUUCGAUGGUUUACUACUAUCUCUAGUUCCCACAUGAUUUACGUGAUUAACACCCUGACGAAUCAAGGGGUUAGAGAAGCAUUUAAUCGCACCUCAUUUCGAAUCCUAACUGGAAUUUGGGUUUUGUGCGCUAUGGUUUUGGUCAAUUGUUACACUGGAAUUGUCACAUCCUCACUCACAACGCCAAAGAUGAAACCGACCAUAAACUCAUUUGAAGACUUGGCCGCAAGCAAAGAAGUUGGUAUAGUUCUGCGAAGUGAUACGACGAUCGGAAAUCAGAUCCUGAAGGCGACAUCCGGUAUUUAUAAGGUUCUUGGAGAUGAAGCCCGACGUAAUCCUAAUCAAAUAGUUGACAAUCCUUUCAAGUUGACCGCAACACUGGAAACUGGACGCUACGCUUAUCCUUAUCUGCACUCUUUAUGCUAUGCCUUUGUCUGUUCUCAAUAUGAGAAAGAUGGGAAGUGUCGGUUUAAAUUAUCGAAACUUUUGCCCGUUUCCAUUGGAUUUACGUCUUUGUUUUUCAAAAAAGGAAGUUUGUUUACUAAAGAUAUGGACAAAGGACUUAUGGAACUGUGGGAGAGUGGACUUGUCCGUUCAUGGAUUAAUAACAUUCAUUCUACUCCCAAGGCGCAACAAUGUUUUGCAGACACUAAACGUGGAGUCACCCGCGUAGUCCCCAUUCGAUUGUCGGACUUAAUUAGCGCUUUCUUUAUCCUUGCUAUCGGUAUUGGAUUGGCGACACUGAGUUUCUUACUGAAAAUAAUCCUAUCAAAAUUACGUCGAGAGAGACUUUAGUUAAUUUAAGCAUUUAUUGCAGCAGGUAUGUGCUGCACUACAUCAAUAGAGCACGUUGUGUAUACAUGUAGUUUCUAAUAAUAGUCUUUUCGUCUAAUAAUAUCCUCUUUUAUAUAUUUAUACGUAUAUACGUCUUAAAUAACCUUUACCGAAUUUUAAUCCGUUUUUACAUCUCCUCCUGGGGUAUGCGAACGUUUUUAGCUUAGUCUUGUAACUCCUGAUACGAAUUAACUAGCAGUUGAUUUACUAGAAUACACAUUUGUUUAAAAGUU
This is a messenger RNA of Daphnia pulicaria, 1422 nucleotides long. RefSeq lists its product as uncharacterized. Gene Ontology annotation, molecular function: ligand-gated monoatomic ion channel activity. Lineage: Eukaryota; Metazoa; Arthropoda; Branchiopoda; Diplostraca; Daphniidae. The coding region runs from base 170 to 1150 and encodes 326 amino acids. The transcript is spliced from 8 exons. Gene Ontology annotation, cellular component: membrane. The record is from RefSeq and is a predicted model, not a curated record.